This is a messenger RNA of Sphaeroforma arctica JP610, 633 nucleotides long. RefSeq lists its product as hypothetical. Lineage: Eukaryota; Ichthyosporea; Ichthyophonida. Bases 1 to 633 code for a protein of 210 amino acids. The transcript has a single exon. The record is from RefSeq and is a predicted model, not a curated record.
AUGUUUGAGUUGGAGAAGCGUUACAAGGGCACAGAGAAAGAAGCUAUCAAUUGGCAACUCCUCAAAGCAUCACAUUACCAAGUACUAGUCAUGUACGGUUUACAAGCAGAAACAGACAAAUUGAUCAAGGCUCAGACAAAAUCAGAUGGGAGCAGUGGACACUUAUCUGACAUCUCAGAGAAGAUAUUUCAUGAGCUCACCGAAGACAUGAUCAGACAGGCAACAAUACUACAAGUUAAUCGCAAACGUGAAAACAAAAGAGCGAGAAAUGCAACUGUUCCUGAACCGCGAGCCACUCGCCCAAGACUGGAUAUACCUCCAGGGGGUCCACCCAGAGGGGAGGGUCUACCAAGAGGAGGAGGCCUACCAAGAGGUGGAGGUCCACAAGGAGGACAGGGCAGAGGUCGUCCCAUGGGACAGGCCACUGAAACCCCAGCACCGCGAGGACCACGACCUUGCCCACACUGUGGUAUAAACCCUUCACCACAUGCGUUCAGCAUGUGCUCCAACAAAGCGAACAAUAACCGUCUAAAGGCAGAAGCUCGAGAAGCGCAACAGAAUCAAACAGUUCAUGUUGACCAGUUGGCCAUUACAAAUGGCAAUAAGGUGCAAGAGAUGGAUGAAGAUUUAUGA